This is a messenger RNA of Aspergillus japonicus CBS 114.51, 3140 nucleotides long. Its product is annotated as telomere length regulation TEL2 family protein. Gene Ontology annotation, biological process: telomere maintenance via telomerase; protein stabilization. Bases 1 to 3006 code for a protein of 1001 amino acids. The transcript is spliced from 6 exons. Lineage: Eukaryota; Fungi; Ascomycota; Eurotiomycetes; Eurotiales; Aspergillaceae. The record is from RefSeq and is a predicted model, not a curated record. Gene Ontology annotation, cellular component: cytosol. Gene Ontology annotation, molecular function: telomeric repeat DNA binding; Hsp90 protein binding.
AUGGACAGUCUUCUCACAGUCGUGAAAACGGUCACGCCAGAUCAGGAGACGCUCAUCUCAGCUGCUGUCGAGUCGUCGUCUCCUGAUGUCAUCCCCGAGAAGCGGAUUGUAUCCGAACUUAAUCGGAACGUCUCGUCACCUGAGGAUAUACUAGCGCUCUUGAAGUCCAAGCCCGACCAGGGCCGACUCGCGCACGCCCUGGCAAUCCUUGACCCGGCAAGUAAGACAGCGACGCUGAACGACUUUGACGUUCGGGUCCCAGGUCCCAAAACAGCGCAGAUCCUCAAUGUUCUGGUCACCGUUACUCUUCCGGAUCAUUGGGAUGCAGUCCACGCGGAGUCCCGAAGAUCGAGAUCGAGCUCCAAGCUACGUGCGGCCUUCUUAAGAUGUCUAAGUAGCGUUGCAGGUAUCAGUCGCUUAUUGGCCCAGCUUCGCUCUCUCAUCACCGCCUGUCGGUCAUCUGCCCGGGAAGCGAGUGCAUCGGGCCAUCAGCUCCAGCUCAGAGGCAUCCUGUCAGUGAUAUGUGCUCUACUGGAGCCCAAUGAUCUAAUGUACCGUCUGUAUACCGAUAUCGAAGGUCUCUAUCGUAAUCCGGCUCAGAAGCAAGCGGCAUGGAGGGAAUUACUCUCCCACGUUGCUGCUAGUAGGAUCCUCUCAACGGCUGCGGAAGCGAUUUCACUGAUUAAAGACCUCGAUGGGGUCAGCUCUUUGUCCUGGGUGGGAGAAGGGCCCAAGUAUGCUUCCUGGCUCGGCACAAAUAUAUGUCACAUGGCUUCAAAGUUGCCUCUUGAUAAUGAGGGGGCUUGGAAAGCCGUGGCUACUUUGACCGGGCGGUCGUUGAGUCUUGGGUACACUGAUCAUCUAGUGCGGGAAAUCUAUCUGGGACUUCUUGUAAACGAAGCGAUCUAUCAACAGUAUUAUACUCUUUUCGACCAUCUGCGACCGAAUGAGCAAAUCGCAAUCAUAGAAGCCAUAUUCAGAGACAUUGAGAAGAAGCAUUUCUCAUCAAUUAUCCUGGGUGAGACACAGAGUGUUUCACAAGAAGUGCUUGGCGCUGUUGCAGCCUUAUGCUCCCUUAUCACGAAGGAUAGGCCGCAAGUACAGGCACAGAUUAUCGAUUGGCUGUCGAAAGGCCAGGGCGGCUCCAUACGUACGAUCGAGCUACGCCGUGCACUGCUGGCAAGCUUUGCUCAUGCGACAGAUUUGAUGGUCUCUUUGGUUACUAAGAGCCUCGAUCAGUCCGGAGACAAGCUCUACAUUCAACAUGCCCCGAUCCGAUGUCAAGAGGCAAACACGCAAGUUAUUCUUCUGACUUGUGGAUAUCUGCAACAAACUGACCCGCUGGAGGUGAUGCGUGUGGGUCGGUCUGGGAUAUUCCUCAACACGGUAUCAAACCGUCUGGCAGCCUCUUCUGGGCAAGCGCGUUUUCUCGGGAUGCUCAUAGGUACAGCCAUAUCGCAACUGAUUGAACCAGCCGGCAAGGGCAUGAAGUUUGACCUUGAAGAAAUGGAAAGUGAUGAAGCAAAGUGGUAUUUGAGCUUGCUCAAGUUACAGGACAAUGUAGGAUCCCCGGAGCCGAUCAAGCUUCUCAAGGGGUCCACGCCGUCAACACAACGGAUGCCUUCGCAGAAUGUCUCUACCAUUAAGGGGGCAGCGCCCUCGAAGAAAGUCAACACAAGAACGGCCAAGAUUGUUGCGAUCGAAGAGAUCGAGGACUCGGAAGAAGAACCCGAGGACGAUGAUCUUAUUCCAUACGAGAAACCUGAUGAGGAUUUCUCCGAUGACGACGAAGAUCCGACACUGGUUCAGCGGAAUAAGCCCACAGCACCUGUGUACAUUCGCGAUCUAAUCACCUUCUUAAGAGACACCGAGAAUGUCGAACGUUUCGAAUUGGCCGUCUCCACCGCCCCUUCCCUGAUACGACGCAAGACUGGAUUCGGGACCGAGCUUGCUGAGAAUAUCGAAGAGCUGGCUCUUGUGGUUGUAAGCCUGCAGGAACAGGGGAAGCUUCCCAAGUUCCACGAGUACCAGCUCCAAAGCAUGAUCGCGUUGAUCGUCUCUCAGCCACUGAAAAUGGGUCACUGGUUCGCAGCGCUAUUCUUCGACGGAGACCUUUCUCAACCGCAGCGCUCUGCUGUACUGACCGCGCUCGGCCUAAGUGCUCGCGAGCUAGCUGGUAACGGCGAAGCCGAUGCAAAAACCCUAGGUCUUCCAGCCAUGCCAGAUGCCUCUUUCCCAUCGAAGAAGCUACCCAGCAGCCUGGAAGCCUUCUACUCGACAGAGUCACCCAUCGCGGGCCUGACCAAAUCAAUGGCGCGCGCUUCGCUAGAGCCGCUCGCAGCUCAUGCGGAAGACUCUCUGUCCGGACCCAGCGCCCUCAAGGUGCGCACUUUCUCUUCGCGCAUGGAGGUCGAAAAGAGACGCCAGCAACGUGAAGCGCAGCGGCAGAAGUCGACUGUCAAGGAUCUGUACAAGGUGUUGGCACAAGGGUUCUUCUAUCCCCUCAAGGGGCGUUUCGAAAUGAUGAUGAUGCAGUUCGGCUCAUCCACUGCUCCCGCGUACAAUCCCUUCUACGUGCCGCAUCUCCUGUGCCUGUUCAUCCAAACGCUGACCCUCGUCCUCUCAACCAUGGGCCCCCACACGCCGUACCUGCCCAACCUGACGGGAGAAACCCUGACAUUCUUGCUCUCACUCCACGGCCGCCCUCUGGCCGAAGACCCAAGCAUCCUCUCCGCCCUCCUCUCGCUCUUCCUGGCCGUCGUCGAUCUGAACGUCGCCGCCGGCACGACCGGCGAAGAGCGACUCGUCACCGUGUUUGCGACGCAGGUCGUCGAGCUCCGCGACUGGGUCGGGGAGGUCUUCGACCGGACGCCCGCCGUGCAAGACACGAGCGAUCCCCGCGAGCAGGUGCGGACGUUGGCUGCGGGCGUGAUGGUGAAGCUGGGGGAGGUUAUGGAGAGAUAUCAGGGGCGGCUGAUGGGCGUGAACCCGGGGUUCCGAUAUUAGCUUUAGUUUUAGUUUUAAGCUUUAGCUUUAUUCAGUGCAUAGCACAGAGAUGCUGAUCUGGGGACGGAUAUGUUGCUGUUUCGCGCAGGCAUGUACCAUAUAUACCCACUGCAUCACAUUAAGAUCCAAUACGC